This is a messenger RNA of Notodromas monacha, 1047 nucleotides long. The record is from the annotation of a GenBank genome assembly. NCBI's taxonomy places the organism in Eukaryota, Metazoa, Arthropoda, Ostracoda, Podocopida, Cyprididae.
UUUCUCUGAUUUCAUAAGGAACUCGGGUAUGGAUGCAUUGGAAUCGUGACCAUAUGAUGUGAAGUCUGAUGUGAAGAAAAAUGAGAAAAUGACCCGAGGUGCGCUGAUUUCCCCGCGUUGACCCCAGGUACGAGUGCCAUUACGACCAAGAACAGCAUGAGUCUGAGAGACAACGACUUGUUCUACUCUCCGCAAACACGUUUCGGGUUCAUAGGCGAGUCCCCCGAGGCCUGUGAGGUCAAUCAUACCGACUUGCCACAGGAUGACGGCAUCGAAGCAGCACCAGUCACUAUUUCCGGAGUUCCGGCCAUUCUCAGCAAGCAAACUCAUUGGGCGCGAAGAAUUUCGUGGGCCAUCGUUCUCAUAGUUUGCUUCAGCAUCACUUUGGCGCAAUGCUAUGAGCGGAUUCUGUUUUACUUGAGUACCCCAGUGACGGUCAACGUGCAGAUUCAAAGGAACCACAGCCUCCGCUUCCCCGCUGUGACCGUGUGCAACAAAAACGUGUAUAACCUGUCCAACCUGCAAACCCUGCUAGCGAUUCGCGACAUCGACGGGGUGACCGUGGCAACUCGACUCAACGAAAGAAACGAGACACCGACGCUGGCACACGUCGUCAGUGUCGGGAACAUGACGAGCGACGCGGUUUGGACGAACACUGCCCACAACAUCCAUCUCAUGUUGAUUGAGUGUUGGUUCGGGCGUGGCAUGACAUGCAACAUGAGAGGGACGUGGAAGGCUAUUUAUACAGUGGCCGGGGUCUGCUUCACAUAUGAACUGAAAGAUGGCACCGUGUCGACAAGUGGCAUGUUUAAUAAUAUGUACAUGAAAAUGACGGAAACAACUCCGAUAAUAAAAUCCAGCGAAGUAGGCUGGAAAAUUCACCUACACGACCCAAAGGAUAUCCCUGUCCUCGACAUUCAAACGCAUGGUUUCACCGUUUUGCCUGGCUGGAGCAAAGACGUUCGUUUGCAAAUUCGCGACGUUGCAGAUUUUGACGCCUGCAUGACAGGAUCACCGGCUUUCGACUUACUUGUCCAAUCCACAAAG